AUGGAGAUUUGUGAUGAACUUUUAUUGAUAACUAGGAAAGAUGUUUCGACUAUUCAAGGAUGUCUUGGUUGUCAAGAUAACUAGUUAUACUAAGAUUUGAAUACUCUCUAGUGUAGUUUGUAGUGCAAAACAAAUUAGUACCCGCUUACUUAUAGAGAUCCCUAAAAUAAUGCUUUUCUUCUUAAGUAUUGUCGAGGUAAUAACUUUAAUUUUAAUUAGUCAGAUAGGGAAAUUUAUGUCGAUGGGUCAUUAAACAACACAGCAAUUCAGCUUGGAACAAUAACUCAUCCCUAUUCAUUCAUAGAUGAUAUUUUCAGAGAAAUCUUUAACAAAUUAACAGAAUUCUCAUCAAACUUUACAAUUUAUAUCAAAGAGGGUAGUAUAAUUACAAUGUUUUCUAAAUCUAUGCCCAUUUUAAUAUUGAAUAAAAACAUCACAAUCAAAUGCAAUUUGUGUUUCAAUCCAAGUAUGUACUUGAAUGGGACUGUUAUAGAUUAUGAUAUCAGAAGUAGAUAUCUUGAUGGGUAACUCGAUUCAGUUGAGGCUACUGCUACAAAAUAUAAAUUUCAUGUUUAUAGAUCUAAUCUUGAAUUCUAAGAUAUUGUAUUCAUUCAGAAAUAACAAUAGAAUAAUCUUUUUGAUGAUUCAUUAGUGAAUGGCUAUACCAAUCCGUAUAGGUGGGUGACUUUUACAAGGUGCUAAUUUGAACUUGUAACUUCUAUAUUUUUUACCAACUAUGGUGCGAAUCUGAAAAUUUAAACAUCCAUUAUUGACAUUUCUCAGCAUUAUGUAUCGACGUUUUCAAAUUUUAUGGGCUGUGAAGCUUAUCAAAAUCAAGGGUAUUCAGGAAACUUGAUUCUUGAUCAAAAUAAAUUUAUUGGAUAAAAUUCUAUAACAACUCUUAGUAUAAUUGAAGCAUCAAGCUAUCUGAAUUUCACAAUGAUAGGAAACACAUUUGAAAAUACUGCAUGGCGAAGUUAGACUAAAUCAUUCAAUUACGAAGCUUAUGAAGUAAAAUGUCAAGGAUAAAUUAUAAAUUAUCAUAUCGACAUCUCAAAUAACACAUUUGUAAAUAAAGAGAGUAUAAUUGAAUCCAACAUUUACUUUAAGAUAUAAAAAACAUAUGAACCCAAUGUUUAUUUCAAAUUCUACUAUAAUAACAAUCGAUAUUUUAACGUCUCCCAAUUUGAAAAUUCUUAAUAGCUCAAUAAGCAAUGCAAUAAGACUAUCAUCCUUGGAUAAAAUGAAGAUUUUAAAUGUAGAGUUUAGUGA
Messenger RNA from Stylonychia lemnae, 1272 nucleotides. Lineage: Eukaryota; Ciliophora; Spirotrichea; Sporadotrichida; Oxytrichidae. The record is from the annotation of a GenBank genome assembly.